AAAUGUGUGAGUAUAAUUGACUUAAAAAAACACACAAUUUAUUCCAAGCCAAGUGCAUUUUUAUGAUCAUAAUGUUUGGUAGGCUAAUUGAGUUUGAACUGUUUUAAAAGGAAAUCGAUUCAUGCAUUUACAUAGGCAUAGUGGGCAUUGGGUUACACAGGCUUGUACUUGAAAGUUAAGGCUGCAUAUUAGGUGCAGUUUCGCUGCUGCUCUACUCUUCAAAACGAUACAUUGUAUGAUCUCCAUGGAGAUGGGGCCAGAUUUCCAACUGUUCCCACGAUCUCGCACCCAUCCCCCUCCAACCUCACUUCUAUGCAGAGAAAGGUCUCGUUCGUGCUGCAUCAUACUUUGCACGCGCUUACUUCGUAGAACUAAACACAGGAUGCAUUCAAAUUUCCCUGUCCGCAUGCGCGCGCACUGAUUUCCGAACUUGCGCCGUCAUGAACAAGCCCGUUUGCACGAGGCAAACAAGAGCCACCCCUCCCCCACCAAGUUCAGAGUAGAACGAACGAACAUCAGAAAUAAUUUUCAGUCAGACUGCCAGGAAGCAUCAUCUAGUCGUAGCCACGCCGUCGGAGCUGGAAUGAGAAGUUUGUGUAGUUUGGAGGAAAAAUGAAGAGGACAAGAAAGCGGAACCAUGUGGAAGAGCCAAGUACAGCGCUGGAGGAGAUUGUUCAAGAAAACGUCGACAUGGGCAAUAAAGGCGCUCCAGCCAGUAAAGCAGAUGUGGAUGAUGGCAGUCCAGCCAGUGAAUCGGAUGUGGAAGAAGACAGUGCAUCAGAUGUGGAAGAAGAGGUUUCUGAGUAUGAACCAGUGGAUACUGAAAGUUCUUCAUCAUCUGAAGUCUCGAACAAAGAAGGCAAAAAUCCAUUCAAGACUGGCAAAUUAUCACAGGAAAUACAUGAUGAGACAGAAGAGACGGAGCCAACAGAAAUACGGGGUCCUGUAGUAAAGAGAUGUACAAAACGUCCUGCUGGAGGAAGGAGCUGGGAUAAAAAGCACUACUGUGUCUACUGUCAGAAGCCGAACUCAAAAAUAUCACGGCAUUUAGAAAGAAAACACAUGAAGGAACUGGAAGUGGCCAAGGCGCUGAGUUUCCCCAAACGUUCGAGAAAGAGAAAGGUGCUCCUGGAGGAACUGCGAAACAAGGGAAACUAUCAACACAACGUCUCGGUCAUUCAAAACGGUGUGGGUGAGAUAGUUACAUCCAGACAGCCGUCUAUUACUGUUCCUGUAUCGGAAUACCUGCCAUGUCAGCACUGUCUAGGCUUCUUCGUGAGGAAGGAAAUGUGGAGGCACGAGCAAUCCUGCAAAUUAAAUGAGAAGAUGGGAGGGAAAAAACAAAAAGGAAGGAAGAGAGUCCAGGCUACGUCAUCUUGCUUGGUUCCGUUGCCAAAUAAUGAUGUUGGAGGCAUCAAAGAAGUGAUCUACAAAAUGCGUCAAGAUGAGGUUCAGCUGUACAUCCGCAACGAUCCCCUUAUCUUGAAGUUCGGAGACAACCUGUUCGUAAGACAUGGCCAUGAUCAGGCCCAGCAUGUGUACAUUGCGCAGAAAAUGCGAGAAAUGGGAAGAUUCAUGCUGUGUGUCAAGAAACACGUUCCCAGCAUUAAGACUUUGGAAGACCUCCUCCAUCCAGCUAGAUUUAAUUUGAUUGUUGAGGGAGUGAGACAGGUAGGCAAAUUCUGCAAUGACACCAACAAGUACCAAAACCCAUCCAUCGCCCUGAAAAUCGGAUACUCCCUUAAAAAAAUCGGAGAAAUUGCCUUGGGGGAGGCAUUAAUACUUGGUGAUGAGAUCCUGAAAAAUAAUGCCAAAAAUUUCCUGAAAGUGCUGAAAGCCAGAUGGAACACAUUUGUUUCCAGUCAUGCCUUGAUCACACUUCAACAAAGGAAAUGGAAUAGAGCGGACAGCAUUCCAUUGACCGAAGAUGUGAUGAGCCUACAGAAACACAUUGACCAAGUGGAAGAAGAAGCAAAACGAGACCUUGACAUAGACGAUGAAUCGGCAACUGCAUGGAAAACACUAUGUGAAGCUCUACUUGCUAAAAUCAUACUUUUCAAUCGGAGAAGGGAGGGGGAGGCGGCAAAAAUGUUGCUGGAGACCUACACCAACCGGAAUCAAGCACCUGUCAAUGCUGAUAUUCUCAGUUGCCUCACCAAGCUUGAAAAGCACCUCAUCAGCAAACUUACCAGGUUUGAAAUGCGAGGGAAAAGGGGGCGCAAGGUCCCAGUGCUUUUAACAGAACGCAUGGUCAGUUCUCUGGAGCUGUUGAUUCAGACGCGCACAAAUGUUGGUGUUCCUGCGGAGAAUCCAUAUGUCUUUGCACGGUUGGAGGCCAUGACUCACAUUCGAGGGAGCGAUUGUCUGCGAAAGUUUGCAGCUGAAUGUGGAGCAAAACACCCUGAAUAUUUGACCUCCACCAGAUUGAGGAAGCAUGUUGCGACGAUGUGCCAGGUGAUGAACCUGAAAGAAAACGAGAUGGACCAGGUGGCAAAAUUCUUGGGUCAUGACAUUCGCGUACACCGUGAAUAUUACAGAUUGUCAGAAAAUACUUUGCAGCUGGCCAAGAUUAGCAAGCUGUUAAUGGGAAUGGAAAAGGGAAUUUCAACCAUUAAUGGAAAAUCGCUUGAGGAAAUUGAUUUCUCAAUUGAAGACGACUCAUUGGAUGAUUACUCCAGCACGCCCAGCGCUUCUGCCUCCAGCAGUGAUGCAACAAGGUCAUUCAACAGCUCAGUCAGCUCCAGCCAUUCUUCCGGUCUGCCGUCCUCCAUCAGCGAUGCGUCAGGGUCCUCUCCAGUUGCUGCUUCCACUCCCAGGUCAUCCCGCAGUCAUCGUAAGCCAAGAUCUUCUGCUCCCAGACUUCCAGUGCCCAGCUCACCUUCAUCCAGCGUGGAUGAGCCUGCAUCAUCUACCUGUUCUGAUCGACCUAUGUCCUCGUGUAUGAGUGCACACAGCCCAAGAAAUGUGCCCAGCUCACCUUCAUCCAGCGUGGAUGAGCCUGCAUCAGCUACCUGUUCUGAUCGACCUACGUCCUCGUGUAUGAGUGCACACAGCCCAAGAAAUGGUGUAGAGAUGCCCAAGACGGUCCAGAAGAAAAGGCCCUGGACAGAUGACGAAAGAUCAGCGGUGUUGAGCAAGCUUCAGAAGUACAUCGCCUUAAGGAGAGUUCCUGGCAAGGCAGCGUGUGAUGAGUGCCUUCGAGAGCAUUCAGUUACAUUGCAGUCCCGAACAUGGAAAGACAUAAAAAACUUUGUUCACAACAACAUUCAAUCUUCGAGCAAAAAAUUACCUGGGAUGCUUACAUCAUCUGCAAAAAACUAAAGAAAUGUGUUGAGUGAGUUGAGUCAUUGAUCUAGUAAAGAAUACAGUGAAAUAAGUUAUGAGCUGUUUGAUCAAGUCAGAUUAGCAAAAUAUUUGUUUUUCCUCAACACAGGGGUGAAUUACAAGAGACAGCAUCAUCAUCUUGAGUUUUAUUAUGUUUUUUUUUGUUGUUAGAGCAUCUUUGAACACUCCUGGUCUGGCUCCGUCUGCUAGUUUGUAAUGGAAGCUGUAUUUUGUUUUAAAAAAAAAAAGUGUUCACUGCUAUUGAGUAAUGCAGGGCAGUGUGACACGUGCCUCAGAGAGCGUCUGGCUCCAUCUGCAAAAACUAAAAGAUGUUAUGUGUAAGAAUUGAAAUCUGUUGAAGAGAAUGUUCAAUGACACUGCUAUUGAGUAAUGCAGGGCAGUGUGACACGUGCCUCAGAGAGCGUCUGGCUCCAUCUGCAAAAACUAAAAGAUGUGUGUGAGAAUUGAAAUCUGUUGAAGAGAAUGUUCAAUGACACUGCUAUUGAGUAAUGCAGGGCAGUGUGACACGUGCCUCAGAGAGCGUCUGGCUCCAUCUGCAAAAACUAAAAGAUGUGUGUGAGAAUUGAAAUCUGUUGAAGAGAAUGUUCAAUGACACUGCUAUUGAGUAAUGCAGGGCAGUGUGACACGUGCCUCAGAGAGCGUCUGGCUCCAUCUGCAAAAACUAAAAGAUGUGUGUGAGAAUUGAAAUCUGUUGAAGAGAAUGUUCAAUGACACUGCUAUUGAGUAAUGCAGGGCAGUGUGACACGUGCCUCAGAGAGCGUCUGGCUCCAUCUGCAAAAACUAAAAGAUGUGUGUGAGAAUUGAAAUCUGUUGAAGAGAAUGUUCAAUGACACUGCUAUUGAGUAAUGCAGGGCAGUGUGACACGUGCCUCAGAGAGCGUCUGGCUCCAUCUGCAAAAACUAAAAGAUGUGUGUGAGAACUGAAAUCUGUUGAAGAGAAUGUUCAAUGACACUGCUAUUGAGUAAUGCAGGGCAGUGUGACACGUGCCUCAGAGAGCGUCUGGCUCCAUCUGCAAAAACUAAAAGAUGUGUGUGAGAAUUGAAAUCUGUUGAAGAGAAUGUUCAAUGACACUGCUAUUGAGUAAUGCAGGGCAGUGUGACACGUGCCUCAGAGAGCGUCUGGCUCCAUCUGCAAAAACUAAAAGAUGUGUGUGAGAAUUGAAAUCUGUUGAAGAGAAUGUUCAAUGACACUGCUAUUGAGUAAUGCAGGGCAGUGUGACACGUGCCUCAGAGAGCGUCUGGCUCCAUCUGAAAAAACUAAAAGAUUUGUGUCAUUGAACAUUCUCUUCAACAGAUUUCAAUUCUCACACUGCUAUUGAGUAAUGCAGGGCAGUGUGAUAGAGCGUCUGGCUCCAUCUGCAAAAUAAUAAAAGAUGUUAAUUGUGAGCAUUGAAAUGUGUUGCGAAUGUUCAAUGACAAUAAAUGUCUUGUACUGCUUGAACAGAUUGUCAGUGAUCUAUAAUAUUUAAUAGACUGAGAUAAUGGGCAGUGUGGUAGGCCUACGGUCAUUUCUAUGGGUUUCAUCAUUGACUAAUAAUUUAAUUUAUCACAAGUUUAUAUAUUUUUUGUCAUUUUGCUGAAAAAUCAAGUCAUAGUAAGAAAAAUACAUUUUUGAAAUCUUUCUAAGACCUUUUCAGGAUGUACACGUCUAACAAAAGUGUUAUGUGGAAUCUGACAGAUUUAUAAGAUGGAGAAACACUGCAUGUGUAGGGCCUACAUAAUUUACUGUAGACCUACAUAGGUCCACGUUAACCUUCUAAAGUAGGUCUCACAGGUCACAGCAACCAGAAGCAAUCAAGUGGAAGUCAUUGAGUGCAGGUUUGUUUCACAAAAAAGGUUAAUGUCAUACGUUUAAUAAAAUCUAUUCCAGAACAGUAAGAUGUCUUGGUUCAUUAUUAUUAGUAGUAGUAGUAUUGGAAAUAUCCAGAAGAGUAGGUCAAUAAUAACUGUAGCAGUACUUGUAGUAGGCCUAAUUUUAACGAUGAAGCGGUCGCAGCAGAUGCGUUCUUCACUGCUUGUCUAGAACUAGGUCAGUGGGUGUGUCGCGUGCAUUC
Molecule: messenger RNA, 5398 nt
Organism: Engraulis encrasicolus (European anchovy)
Lineage: Eukaryota; Metazoa; Chordata; Actinopteri; Clupeiformes; Engraulidae
Exons: 7
Coding region: 613-3321 (902 amino acids)
Biological process (GO): DNA recombination; DNA integration
Molecular function (GO): DNA binding
Source: RefSeq, a predicted model, not a curated record